Molecule: messenger RNA, 1503 nt
Organism: Rotaria socialis
Lineage: Eukaryota; Metazoa; Rotifera; Eurotatoria; Philodinida; Philodinidae
Source: the annotation of a GenBank genome assembly
AUGAGUGGCUACCCUUAUGGAAAUCCAGCUGGUGAUUAUCCAGCACCGUAUGCUACAGGUAAUUCUGCAUAUCCUCCAUAUCCUGCCUAUCCUCCGCCACCAAUACCCAUGUAUGCUAAUAAUCAACCGUUUGCAUCACCUUAUGGUAUGCCAACUCCUCAAAUGUCGAGUUAUGAUAAUUAUUUAGCACCAUCCUAUGGUGGAAAUCAAACAUCUGGCAAUCCUUAUGAUUAUGGACGUGGCAACGAUUACCAGUCACUUCCACCACCUGGUGGACAGAUGCCUUCACCUAUGUUAAAUCAGCCCCCGCAACAAUAUGGAGAUUAUGGUAAUUCACAAUAUCAACCGCCAUACUCUCAGGCAACAGCAUCAUCUUUACCUGGCGGCUUAUAUCCAAACAUACAAUCGCCGGCAACGCAAUCUAAUUAUGCUGGUGGUGCAACAGCUCCUUCAUACCAACCACAACAACAAACAUUUUAUCCUGAAGAACAACCUUCUAUUUCACUUGCUAGUUUAGAGCAAUAUCGAGGAACAAUUUUCCCGGUAUCGAAUUUUAAUAUCGAUGCAGAUUGUCAAGCAUUCGUGCAAGCAAUGAAAGGAGCAGGUACGAAUGAAAAAGCUCUAAUCGAUAUUAUUGUUAACCGAUCUAAUGCACAACGCCAACAGAUCAAACAUCAGUAUAAAUCAAUGUAUGGCACGGAUUUAGUGAAACAAAUUUCUGGAGAAACAAGUGGAAACUUUAAAGAAACAAUUUCUGCUUUAUUUGAUACACCUGCAAAUUUUGAUGCAUGGUCAAUACAUCAGGCAUUAACUGCGAGUAAAGAAGGAACUCUACGUGAAAUUUUGCUUACUAGAACAAAUAGUGAAAUUCGAGGAAUUGUUGAAUCGUAUAAACGAACAUUUAACAAGGAUCUUGAAAAAGAAAUUAGCAAGCAUGUACGAGGAGCUGAUUUUAAACGAAUUCUCAUUUCUGCUGUACAGGCUAAUCGAGAUGAGUUAAGUCCACAACAAAUUCAACAAGCUCGUCAAAUGGGCAUUGAAAGCGUUAUUGAUCGAAAUCGUGCUCGUCAAGAUGCUGAUGCUUUGUAUAAGGCUGGUGCUGGUAAAAUAGGAACAGAUGAGAAAACAUUCAAUGCCAUUUUUGCCCAACGUAAUUAUUAUCAACUUCGUGCUAUUUUUGAAGAAUAUCAAAAAAAACAUCACACCGAUAUUGCGAAAGUAAUUCAAUCAGAAUUUUCUGGUGACAUAAAAGAUGCCUAUCUUGUUCUGAUAACUUGCAUUCGGGAUCGACCCUCGUUUUUUGCUGAACGUAUUCAUAAAGCAGUUGUUGGCUUAGGUACCAACGAUUCAACACUUAUUCGUGUCAUCGUUACACGUUCUGAGAUUGAUCUUGUACAAAUCAAAGAACGUUAUCAACAAAUGUAUAAGCAUUCAUUAACUCAAGAUGUUAGUGGAGAUACAUCAGGUGAUUACAAACGCAUCCUUUUAUCAAUCAUAAAAUAA